Molecule: messenger RNA, 2730 nt
Organism: Eucalyptus grandis
Lineage: Eukaryota; Viridiplantae; Streptophyta; Magnoliopsida; Myrtales; Myrtaceae
Product: disease resistance protein RPV1
Exons: 4
Coding region: 1-2730 (909 amino acids)
Biological process (GO): signal transduction; defense response
Molecular function (GO): ADP binding
Source: RefSeq, a predicted model, not a curated record
AUGUCUGGACAGCCACUCUACGAAGUGUUCUUGAGUUUCAGAAGGCAGGGCAUGCGCAACCACUUCGUGGAUUUCUUGUACACCAUGUUGACUGAUGUUGGAAUUCACGUCUUUAGAGACGAGGAAGAGCCGGAGAAAGGUGGAGAAAUCUUACCCCAGCUGAUCCGGGCGAUUGAGCAGUCCAAGAUAUCUAUACCCGUCAUCUCCAUAGAGUACGGGUCCAGCAACAUCUGUCUCAUGGAAUUGGUGCAAAUGGUGGAGUGCAUGGACAGGAAGAAUCAUACCAUCAUCCCCAUCUUCUACCAUGUCAACCCCUUGGAUGCAUUCAACUGUAGGGGCACUUUUCAGACGGCGGAUGAGCACCAGAAGCGUGCUCUCCGUCAGGUUGGAGCCUUGGCGAAAUACCAUCACGUUGAAAGAAGUGAUCUGUGCCAUAGCAAUGUCAUAAAGCAAAUUGUCCUCCAAGUUGAGCGGAUGCUGAAGAAGAAGGACCUAAUUGUGCCGAAACAAUUAGUUGGAGUCAAUCCUCAUAUGCAAGAAAUAAUGGCGAAGCUGAAGGUUGACUACCGCAAUGGGCAAGCAAUUAAAAUUGGAGACACAUGUGAGAAGAUGUUAAUAUAUGGCAUCCCUGGGGUUGGUAAGACGGUCCUGGCGAAAUGUGUUUAUAAUGAACUUAACCAUCUGUAUGAUGCCUGUGGCUUUCUUGAGAAUAUCCAAGCCGAAAUUAGUGAUCACGGCAUCGUUUCUGUGCAAAACAGACUAAUUUCCCACCUCCAGAAGGGAAAUGCUUCAAACUUCAACCGUUCUGACGUUGCUCUGACAUACUUUCAGAGAAGAUUUCUCACCAUGAAGGUCCUUGUUCUCCUUGACGAUGUGAAGGACCAUGAACAGCUCAGUGCAUUAGUCGGAAAGCUUGAUUGGCUUGGCCCAAGGAGCGUAGUCAUUCUAACAUCCCAAACACAUGACGUCCUUAAGAACAUCAGUGGUGCAGAAGGUUAUGUCCUUGAACCGAUGAAACAAGAUGAAGCUCUGAAAUUGUUCUGUAGGCAUGCUUUUGGAACGGAUUGUCCCCGUGAGGAAUUCAAAACACUGUCAACAGAUAUCGUGGCUGCUACUGGCCGGCUUCCUUUAGCACUUGAGGUGACAGGUUCAUCUCUGUUUCUUGUAGAAUCGAAGAAAGUGUGGAGGGAAACACGGAUUGCAUUGGAAGUAUCUCCUCCAAAGAGAGUCCAAGUGGCCUUGAAGAAGAGCUAUGCUGACCUAGAUAGGAAUGCACAGGGGAUAUUUCUCGAUAUAGCAUGCUUCUUCACCGGAAUGGACAAGAGAAUUUCCUAUUACAUGUGGAAUGACUGUAAGUAUAAUCCUUCUAAAACGAUUCCAGCUCUUCUUGCCAGGUCUUUGGUCAAAAUCGGAGAGGAUAAACAAGUCCUCAUGCAUGAAAUACUGAAGAAGUUUGGCCAGGAAAUUGUCAAGAAUGAAAACCAGAAUGAACCUUGCAAACGCAGUAGGCUAUGGAACCAUGAAGAAGCACUGCAUGUACUAAGACGUGGGGAGGGUACUAAGAAUGUCGAAGCCCUUGGGCUCGAGUUUGGUGACCGAUCUGAAAGGGAUGUCAGUUUUGAAUGCGAUCAUUUUGAUGGUUUACAGAACUUGAGGUUCCUCAAGCUGGAUCAGGCUAAUAUUCGAGGAAACUUUGGGGAUUGCCUUUCGAGCUUAAGGUGGCUUGAUUGGCAAGGGUGCCCUAAGACUUUUGACGUUAAAACGCUAAAUCUGAAUUUGCAAAACUUGUUGAUUCUCGAUUUGUCGGGGAGUCAGGUUGACGAAGACUGGAAAGGUUGGGAGCUGCUUGUGGUGGCUAGGAGAUUGAAAGUUUUGAAACUGACUGGUUGUGACCAAUUAAUCGCCACUCCAAAAUUUCCCGCUUCAAUGGAGCUGGAAAGACUUAUUCUGGAAGGUUGCUCUAAUUUAGCAGUUGUCCAUCCAUCAUUUAGGAAUCUGAAGAAGUUGGUUUCUGUGAACAUGAAGGGAUGCAGUCAACUCUGUGAAUUGCCAGAUUGCGGUCCCACGAGAGCCUUGAAAGAGGUGUUGAUCGAUGGAACUUCCAUUUCUCGGAUUGAUGUCCAAGAAGGUUUCAUGAAGGAGCUCGAAUUUCUCAGUGCUUGCAAUUGUAAAAGGCUGACUGAAAUAUCCAAUUCGAUUAGGUACUUAAAGUCUCUAAGAUAUCUUUGUCUCGAUGACUCUAAAAUCCAUACCCUAUGGGAGUCCAUUGGAUCGCUGGAGAAACUGAAGACAUUGUCUCUGAAGAACUGCAGGAGGCUGUCCAAUCUUCCAGAUGAAAUAGGGAAGCUCAGGUCAUUGCGAUUCCUAGAUUUAUCUGACACUGUGAUUCAGGAGUUACCUCCAUCAGUCAAGGAUUUGAAAGCUAUGAAAGUGCUUAGGAUGAGGUGUACUCUCAUACGGGAGUUUCCUGAAGCUAUACUGAAUUUGGAGAAACUGAAAGAGAUAGAUUUCUCGGUAUGCCAGAGUUUAGAGGGGGAAAUCCCCUUUAACAUUUGGAGAUUAUCGUCUUUGCAAAUCCUGAAACUGUCCGAUACUCGGAUUUCUGGCCUACCUCCAAGUAUUUCCCGCCUUUCUUUUCUCCGGGAACUCCACAUCUCCAGAUGCGACAAUCUUCAGAGCCUACCCGAGUUGCCCUGUUUUGUUAAUGUUCUUCGAGAUUUGGGUAAUUAG